UCGUUGGAGACGGCGGAGGCUGAAGCGGGAAGGAAAUUACAGACAAGAAAAGUUAGAUGUGGAAACUCUAAUCUCACGGUGUCUGACAAACGGAGAAGGUCUUUAGAUUUAGAAUGGCCUGAAAUCAAACAAACAUAAAUAGCAAGCGUUGUUCGGUAAAUAAAACAACACUUCUCGUUUUAUGUACUCGUUCAUUUUGCUAGCAAAACACAAGGUGAAGCAUCAGUCCGCAGGUGGAUAUCUGACUGACGGUGUCCGAUGGCCUCCAAAGGUUGGCAGCAUCCUUACGUUAACAUAUUCAAACAUGUCAAGGUAGAGAACUGGAAAAAGUCAGCUAAAGUCGGAGAUGUCUCAUCGCACAUGGACAAGACUCUGAAGUGUCCAGUGUUUUGGAUCAAGGGGGUUAGUCCUACCAACAGCUACAUCCUGCUUCCCAAGAACACCAACCACUCUCUGGAGCUGACUGGUCGCUACUUUUACCUUCUCUUCAGGCCUAGUCCUGGCAAAUACUUUGUGGUCCACCUUGAUGUCGCUGUGGAGGAAGGCCGAGUGGUCCGUAUUUCCUUUUCCAACAUGUUUGAAGAGUUCAAGUCCACACCUAUAUGGCUUCAGUUUCCUUUCUUGUGUGGUGCUGCAAAGGAUUCAGCUUUUGACAGCACCUCCAGAACUGCAAAGCAUGGUGUAGUUGGUCCAGCUCCCAGUUCAGUGCGUUGGACUUGUCUAAUGAUGGAUCUGCAGUUCACACUCUCUGUCUACCUCAAUCGCCACUACAGUCACCUGAAGAGCAUCAAGCUUUGUGCCAACAUGGCUGUGAAAAACAUGUUUACCACUGACUUGCUUCUCGAUCCGGGUGUGUCCUUUAGUCAAGCAAAGCAGAGAGGUCUUUCCUCCUCCCAGGGAACGGGUCCGAUGCCCAGAGAGAUGUCCUUCCCAGUACCCAGAGGAGGCUCCUGGAAUGACCUCUAUGAUUACAUAAAAUUUCCAUCAGAAGACACAAAGUUGCCAUUUGACUCAAUUCAAAAGGAUGAUCCAAGGCCAGCAGCUCGAAGUGCCUCAUGUGUACUGAGUCCACUGAGUGAGGAGUCUCACUGUGUCACAAUCAGCAAACCAGGUCCGGACUAUUCCUCCAGUCAGCAGGUCACCAAUCCCGAACCAUUCCCAGGGAAUAAAGCCCCUGUGGUCUCCAGCUUGCCUGAUUUGGGUGCUUCCUCUGCUAACCAGAAGUACCGCCUUUUCCACGACAAUGUUCACCUUCAGGGUUCACUCCCCUCCAGUUCACACCCUCUCACAUCCAGCCCACCAUGUGUCACUGAAGAUGGUGGGAUUCAUGUGUACGUUCAUCCAGAGGAUGAUCUCGGCUCACAGGGAGAGGAGAGUGAAGAAGAGGUGGUGAUCUGUCCAGUUCCACAUCCUGUGUCUGUGUCCUUGUCAAAAAAUAUCAAACAGCAGAAGCUGCUCCCAGACCCAAUCCUCAAGCUCCGACGAAUCAUCGGCUUUGGAGGAGCCACCAGUAGACACGCCUUGUGGACCAAAUCAGGUGAUGCGGUGGUGUAUCCGUGUCACGCAAUCAUUGUCUCUAUGAAGAUUUCCUCCAGUGAGCAGAGGUUCUUUGUUGGACACACCGAUAAAAUUUCUGCUCUGGCCUUCAACGGCAGAACAACGCUGCUGGCGUCAGCUCAAACUGGCAACAACAGCCUAGUGAGACUGUGGAGCUACAGUGAAGGAAACUGUGUGACCAUGUUCAGGAGUCAUUCUCAUUCCUUAUCCUGCCUCAGCUUCUCAUACAGUGGCAGUAUUCUCUGUGGAGUGGGUAAAGAUAGCCACAACAAAACUAUGGUGGUGGUGUGGAACACCUUAAAUGUUAGUAAAGGUGGAGAGGUGACCGUCUUAGCCAAAGCGCACACAGAGGUGGACAUUGGCACCAUGAAAGUGGCCUUCUUUGACGAUACCAGGAUGGUCUCGUGUGGGCGUGACAAUAUUCGUCUGUGGAGGGUGCGGAAUGGGACACUGCGCUCCUGUCCGGUCAACCUGGGUGAAUACCACUCGCUGGAUUUCAGCGAUGUGGCUUUUGAGGAGGGAAGCUCCUCGGACAAGUAUUACGAUGAUCGUACACUGUUUGCCAGCACUCGGAGUGGUCAUAUAUUUGAGAUAGACUACAGCAGAGUUGUUAUAAAAAACGUGAGGAAGUUGUUGCCCGCUCAGCAGCAGCAUGCAGAACGCAGGGAGAAACUGACCUUUAACACAGGUCCAGGAAUCCCCAUCAACAGCAUCAGUGUGUCUUCAUCAUUCUGUGCCACGGGCUCUGAAGAUGGCUUCCUGCGGCUCUGGUCCCUGGAUUUUUCUGCUGUCCUUUUAGAAGCUGAGCAUGAGGGACCUGUGAGUGAGGUGCUGGUCUCAUCCGACAGCCUUCAGGUCCUGGCAGCCACGUCUACAGGUAACCUUGGUUUCCUGGAUGUCCGCAGCCGAGGCUACAACACUCUAAUGAGGUCACACACAGACGCCGUGCUUGGCUUCAGCGUGGAUGGCAUCCGUCGGCAUCUCACAACAGCCUCCUCUGAUGGAACAGUGCGCGUUUGGAGUUUGGAUUCUCUGCAUCAGCUGUAUGACUUUGUGUCUGAUGACAGCCCGUGCUGUGUGGCCUUCCAUCCACACGAGCAAACAUUUUCUUGUGGUUUCAGCUCCGGGAUUGUCCGGGUUUUUGACAUUGCCAGCUCCAAAUUACUGGCUGAACACAGACAUCACAGAGGAGAGGUGAUUGGUUUAGUCUUUUCUUCAGAUGGGGAGUACAUGUACAGCGCUGAUUCAGAGGGUUCCCUGGCUCUUUAUAACGCCUCAGAGGAAGAUCACACUGUGAUUAGAUUUGCAUGUAAUGUUGUGGCUCGAGGCUCUGAGCGCUCUCCAGACGCCCUCACGGUCAGCAGAGACAGUUGCUGCCUAGCUUUUGUCGGUCCCUCUGAGUACAUCAUCACCAUCGCUGAUGCGUGGUCUCUAGAUGAGUUGCUUCACGUAGAUGUGAGUAUUUUGGAUGCAGAGAGCUCCCAGUUGGACUCUGCUCUGAAGGUCUGCUUCUCUCCGGUCUUCACUGAACACUUACUGAUCGCAACGUCUGCUAACAAGGUCCUCUGGGUCAGCACAAAGACGGGUCGUCUGCUCCGAGAGGCGUCCAAGGUGCACAAACACCUGUGCUCGUCCUUGGCUGUGAGUGAAGAUGGUCGAUUUCUGCUCACAGCUGGGCACAACGCCAUCAAAGUGUGGGAUUACAACAUGCAAUAUCAUCAUAACUCACAGAUGUAUAUCGGACACAGUCGGCCCAUUCACCAGCUCAGCUUCACUCCCGACCAGUUAGGGGUCAUCUCAGUGGGGGACGCCAUAUUCAUUUGGGACUUCCUGGGAAAUCCUGCAGAUCAAUCGGCCAACAAUUGCUCUCUUCUAAAUUUAAGCAACGCCUAUUCUCUGAAAGCAGGGGAAGUCAAAGAAGUGCAGCUGUCCAAUGGGAUUCCUCGUCAGACAGCGCCGCUCCCCUCCUCGCAGCCUCAGCUGGAUGUCAGCCCCUUGGACCACGUGGUCCAGAGUGGUUUGGGUUGUUUGUCUGUUUCUGAAGACGUCCCGACAAACCCAACAAUUCCAGGUCAUGGCUCUAGUCCAGGUCCAGCUGCUGAUCCCAGAUCUGCUGUUUCCGUUCUCAAAGUCACAGUCCUGGAGAACCCGUCUUCUCUGAAUCCAAAACAUGCAGAAUCCAUUGAGUUGAACGAGAACUCACCCGAGCGUCCAGAUUGCUACAAGCACUUCAUCCCACGUUUCAAGACUUCUUCCAUUUAUCAGAGCAUUGCAACUCCCCAACCACCAGCAGAAGGCAUGAAGCUGAAGGCAGUAAUUGGAUACAACGGGAACGGCCGGGGCAACAUGGUGUGGAGCCCUGAUCAAGGCCUGUUUGCCUACUCCUGUGGCUGUGUGGUGGUGGUGGAGUACCUUCACACAGGAAGUCAGAGACACCUGCAGGGCCACAGCGAGGAGAUCUCUUGUCUUGCACUCACAAACGAUGGACAGACCAUGACAUCAGCAGCUAGCAGCAGCAGCGGCGGCAGGAGUCUCAUCUACAUCUGGGAUGUUCAGAGUGGAGCGCGUCGCAGUAUUAUCUCAUACCACAAGGGAGCGGUGCAAAGUCUUGCUUUCUCCAGGGAUGACCUCCUAUUUCUUUCUGUUGGAGAUUUCACUGACCCGGGUUUGGCGCUGUGGAGUAGUAAAGAUUUCCAGUUGGUGUGCAGUGUGAGCAUGUCGGGACCGAUCCAUGACGCCGCCUUCAGCCCCUCAGCAGCUAGUCACAUGGCCUGUGUGGGCAGCCAGGGGGUCCACUUCUGCCUCAUCCAGUCACAGGGCCACAAUGUAGACCUGAAUGUCAAAAGUGUGGCAGCACCUGCAGAAGUGGGUGAUGUGGAGCUGACAGCUCUCUGCUAUCACAUGGAUUCCUUCUUGUUCACGAGCACAAACAAGGGUCAGGUCUGUGCAUGGGACAUCACCACUCUGAGCUGCCUUAUGGUCUGGGAAGCUGAUGAUGGAGAAAUAGGAGUGCUGCUGUGUCGAGGAAAUCGUUUGCUGACGGGCAGCAAGGCCCACCGGCUACGGCUGUGGGACGUAGAGGCCUUACAGGGCUCAGAGACCAAGGGAAACAUCUGUAGUGUCGACCGGUAUGAAACCAGUGGGACUAAGAUGGUGGUGGAGCAGGAGCUAACGCUAGAUGGGAUGCUGGUCAGUGCAGCGUUUGAUAUCUCCAUGGAGAUGGGCAUUGUUGGUACCACAGCAGGAACACUCUGGUACAUCAACUGGUCUGACAACAGCAACAUCCGUCUGGUCAGUGGUCACCAGAACAAGGUCAACGAUGUUGUUUUCAGCUUUGAUGAGAGCCACUUUGCCACCUGCAGCGAGGACGGCAGCGUGAGGGUGUGGUUGACCUCCAGCUACGAGCUGGUGGUGCAGUUCCAGGUGCUCAACCAGGCCUGUGGCUGUGUGUGCUGGAGCCCUUCUAGCAAAAACAGCUCGUGUCUGGCAGCAGGAUACAGCGACGGGACCGUGAGGAUUUUCCGUCUUGCUUCGACGGAGAUGGAAAGAAAGCUACACCCUCUUCACGUGGCUGUCACUGCUAUCCAGUACUCUGCUAGUGGCGAUGUGAUCAUUUCAGCAGGAGAGAACGGCCUGGUGGCUGUGAGCAGCUCGCUAGACGGAGCAACAGUUCAUGUCAUCAGAGACCAUAAAGGAUCCAUUGUUUCCUCGAUCCAGUGUGUGAAUAAACAGGUCAGCCGCUGGAGCCAGGACAAAACGGGAGGAGGUGAAACGUGGUUGGCCGUGAGUGCCGACAGACGAGUCAGUGUGUGGGCCUCUGAUUGGUCGAAGGAGAAAUGUGAGCUACUGGACUGGCUGUCAUUUCCUGCUCCAGCAAACUUUAAGGGCGACAGCCUGCCCCCCAGCCUGGCUGCCUUCUACCCAGCAGAUCCCAGUGUGGUGGUCUACACUGGUUAUGGAGCAGAGAAAGAGCUGUCCUUUUACAGCCUGACUAAAAAACAGAUAGUAAAAAAGAUCUCUUUGCCCCACUGGGCCACGUGCAUGAGCCUCUCCUCUAAGAAUCAACUCUUAGCUGUUGGGUCUAAAGAGCGAGUGCUGAAGCUGAUCCGGACAGACAGUGGCAGGUUUCAGGACGUCUCGCUGCACAGCGACUCUCUGCAGACGUGCCACUUCUCUCCCACUGGGACGCUGCUCUUCUCUGUGGCUUUUGAUGAGGUCAUGCUGUGGGAGGUGCAUAGUCUCUGAGGACAUCACAUAUUCGACACUUGUUCACUACCAUAUCCACCAGGCUCUAAUGUUAUUAACUUUUCAUGUCCUCAUCAGGUUUUUAAGGUGUUUUGUCACAUCUGAUUGUAAAAUAAAGUUUUAUAUGGAAGAUAUUCUGUUUCAUGGCAUGUUGUUUCUAACGAUGAAUGUUUUAAUGGUUAUUCUAAUGUUUUUAGAUGCAGAUGAGUGAUCUACAGCUGCUGGGAUUGUUCUAGAUCACACGUGAUGGAAUUAGAACAGCCUGUAUUAAUGCUUAUGGUUGUACAGGGCUGCAUAGUAGUGCAUUUUACUGUGUUAACGAGAAGGUUGUGUGUUUGAAUCCCCGCUGUGUGGAGUUAGCAUGUUCUCCCUGUGUAGACCAAAAACCUGCAUAUAGGUUAACUGGAGACUCUAAAUUGUUUCUGAGUGAGUGAGUGAGUGAGUGAGUGAGUGAGUGAGUGCGUGCGUGCGUGCGUGAGUGAGUGAGUAUGGUUGUCUCUGUGACAAACUGGAGACCCGUCCUCCUGCCUCAUGAAUGAUGGAGAUGGACUUCAGCUCUCCACAACCUUACUGAGGAGGAAGCAGUGAGUGACAGUCUAAUUUUACCUCAGACGACCCAGAUUCUAUGAAUUAUCUUUACAGAUUUAUAAAAACUUUUUUACACCUUGACCUUUGCUCUGUCUGUGUUUUUUGUCAGAUUCUGGAUUGUACUGAUGGGAAAAUUCAAAUUCAUUUAGCUAAUCCUUUCCAUCUCUUUUUAAUUAAUGAAACGCAGCAGCUUGUCCAGACCAACGAGCACAGACUUCUGUUGCACCGCUGUUUAUUGUAGAAAUGGAAAUUUAUGUUCUUUUUCUCAGGACUGACAAAUGAAAAAUUAAAAUAGGAGUAUAUUUAAAGAGUCUUGCUUUUCUAUUCUGCUGUUGUGAGGGAGACAGCAGGUUUUCUAAAGGGGGUUUAAGUUUGUGUCAUCUUCACAUCAGUGUGGCAUUUUUCUAUGUAUUUAUUUUUCAUCUUAAAAACAUUUUAGCUGUAAUUCUCCCAUUAAAAUGACAGAUGUGGCUGGUGUGUGUCUUGGUUGAAUCUGGACUGUAGGAACGUGACGUUUUCAGAUUUGACGUCAAAAACAACUCU
This is a messenger RNA of Nothobranchius furzeri (turquoise killifish), 6933 nucleotides long. RefSeq names its product WD repeat domain 90 (gene wdr90). Gene Ontology annotation, molecular function: protein binding. Lineage: Eukaryota; Metazoa; Chordata; Actinopteri; Cyprinodontiformes; Nothobranchiidae. Gene Ontology annotation, cellular component: centriole. The record is from RefSeq and is a predicted model, not a curated record.